AUGAUUACGGGUACACUAUGUUCUGAUCUCCAAGACGAAUCUGAUAAUUUGCUCAACAAUACGGACGAAAUUUGCUUACGACAGUAUGAACCGGUGUUUAUACGAACAUCAUUAAGCAACUGGAACAAAUAUGUGAACUAUAAAAAAGGCGUUUGUCGAAAAGACUGUGUUUAUCCGCGACGUAUUGAUAAGGGAUUUUCUGACUGGGAACGUCUAAGGGUGGAUGAGGAAAUUCGUCGAUUGCUCUCUGUGGAAAGAAACAUCGUCGAAGGUCCAGAAGAAAGAGGCCGAUAUGUUGACCAACUGCUGUUGGAAAUGGCAUUGCGGGAAGAAGCUGAAAAACAAAUUAAAGUUGACGAAGAGUAUGAGAAGCUGCUAAAAAGUAUCGAUAAUCGGCAGUACAAUAUGAAAAUUGAGGACACCAUUAUUAAUGCGUUAGUUUUGUGCUCCUAUAAAGAAGUGAACUUAAUGUGA
Enterobius vermicularis (human pinworm) is the source of this 474-nucleotide messenger RNA. The record is from the annotation of a GenBank genome assembly. NCBI's taxonomy places the organism in Eukaryota, Metazoa, Nematoda, Chromadorea, Rhabditida, Oxyuridae.